AUGUGUCAAGAGCUAGCUUCUGCAGCCAAGGAUCGGAACACCAAGGUCCCCACCUUCAGCCGCCACCCAGCUCACAUUGCACCCGGCCCCUUUGGCCCCUCCUACGGGUGCGUCUUGGUCCGCAAAGUAAAAAUGGCUGAAGUAGAUUUCGGGGAUACUGAGCUCUUUCAGCAGCUAGAUGACUCUGCACCGCCGGUCCCGUCGCAUAUUCGCUUCACAGAUAAUGAAGAAGACGAGGAGGAGAAAGGCCUGCCCCGGAGCCAACUGGAGGAGUACGACGACCACAUACAGAGACUAACCGAGGAGAAUAAAGGUUUGAGAAGAAAACUUAACAUCCUGACACGACCAAGCGGCAUCACGGUGGAUGAUGUCAACUUCGACGGGCCAGUUCUUCAAAUCCUUUAUACCAACAACUUUAUAUCAAAGCAGUGUCGUCAAGAAAUUGAAGAUAACAUCUGCAAUGUGAUUUUGAAGCACCAGAAACCGGCCAAUCAAAAGAAAAUUCCCUCCUCUCACCUGAAACCACAGAAUUCAGCGUUUGCUCUGGAGGAAGAUUUGGAGAAGUCGUCUUCCAGUAGUAUAAGAACAACAACGGAAGCCUUUAAAGUAGUUGGAAGUGUUUUGUAUUUCACGACAUUCAGUGUUGAUAAACUUGGACAACCUCUGCAAAGUGAGAACCCUCAGCUAACAGAUGGAUGGGAAGUUCCAGCCUACCACCAGGUUUUCAACCAAGUCAUUGGCACAGAGGGACAGGACAUAGAAAUGAAGGACAAAAGACCUAAAUCUAUGUGUUUCAACUGUGGCUCGAGCAGCCAUCAAAUGAGAGACUGUCCCAAGCCUAAAGACAUGGCUGCCAUUAAUGAAAGAAGAAAGGAGUUUAAUCAGAAUAGCAACCAGGCCGUGCAGGGUAACCAGCGAUACCAUGCUGAUGAAGUGGAGGAGCGAUUCUCCAAAUACAAGCCUGGAGUCAUGAGUGAGGAGCUGUUGUCAGCACUGGGAAUUGAUGGCAACACCCUCCCCCCUCUGAUAUAUCGCAUGAGGCAGCUGGGAUACCCACCAGGUUGGCUCAAAGAGGCAGAGAUGGAAAACUCUGGUUUAGCACUAUAUGAUGGGAACGUUUCAAAAGAAGGUGAAAAUACCAACACACAAAACGUCACAUAUGAUGUUUCCAAACUAAUAGAUUUCCCAGGAUUCAAUGUACCAGCACCAAACAAAAUGAAAGACGAAUUCAUGCAGUUUGGUUCUAUCCCAAUGCAGAGCAACCACAUGAAGCAAAACUACGCAGCCUACCUGUCCAACAACUUUGCUGCGCCUGGAGCCACCUGCAACAAGAGGCGGCAUGAAUCUGACUCAUCUCCACAGCUAAGGAAGAAGACGAGGUCCAGCCCUGAUCGGAGCUCAGACAGGAGCUCUGAUAUGGAUAUUGAAUCAGAUCCAGGAACACCUUAUAACCAAGGUGCAGGUGACUUCCAGUUCCAACCACCGCUGCCCCCUGGCUCUCCUUGUUUCAGUUCACCUCCUCCUUUACCCCAUGGCACUCCUCCCGCUACUCCCACUCCCCCUCCUCUCCCUAAAGGUACUCCUCCUCCCACACCUACAAAUGGCUCUCCAGCUUUGCGAGGGCAAAACUGGGUAGUGGUUGAUGAGACUGUGGAGGGAACGGAGGAUGAACUGACUCUGGAGGAACUGGAGGAGCAGCAGCGGCUGAUCUGGGCAGCUCUUGAAAAUGCUGACACAGCUACCAAUAGUGACUGUGAGACACCUGCGAUGGGAACACCAGUACCCAGUUCAUCAAGCGUGUCCACACCUGUGCACGUUGACACAGAAACGGAAGAGAUUGAAGAAACAAUGGACACAACAGGACCUGCAGAAACAUGCAAUACCAGUGAAAAUCAGAUGGAACCUGGAGUUCCAGAGGUUUACUCUGACAGCCCGGGAUCUGUCAAAGCCAAGGAGGACAGUCCGCAAAGCCCUGAACCAGUCAAAGCCCAAAAUGAUAACCCUCAGAGUCCUGGUCCAGUCAAAGCCCAAGAUGAUAACCCUCAGAGUCCUGGUCCAGUCAAAGCCCAAGAUGAUAACCCUCAGAGUCCUGGUCCAGUCAAAUCCCAGGAGGACAGCCCACAGAGCCCUGAGCCAAUGAAAUGCCAGGAAGACAACCCACAGAGCCCUUUACCUGCUGGAGGAACUGGAGAGGGUGCCUCUCCUAAGCAUGGUGAUAAGGUAACAGCUGUUCCUCAUCGGAGCAAGUUUGCAGCUGGCAUCGUUCCUUUUGAAGACACACCAGAAUAUACGGAAGUUGCUGAGGCUACAGGGACAUACCUUAAGAUCAGAGACUUACUCAAGUGUUCACCUCGAAAUUUGUCCAAGAAAAAAUAAGUUUACUUUGUGUAUUAUAACACAAAGAUACCUUGACAUUUUUUAAGCUAAAAAUUUCUAUUUUCAUUUUCAUGACCAUCUUAUCGAGCAUUUUUUUUAUUUCAUUAUUUUGUACGAAGUUGAAUAUCAAUUCUGUAUAUACAUUUGAUCUGUAAACAUACAAUUUGGCAAGGGAAGUGAGGGAUGCUGCAACACCAAUGGUUUGUAGGGUUUGACCCAUGUGUCUCCAAUUUUUGUCGCAGUAAUGCCUUUUAUUGUAAAAAUUGUCAAUGGUCAUGUUCUGACCUGCAUUGAUUUUCAUAUCAUGGUAUUUUAAAUGGCUUUUUUCUAUUUUUGUCCCACUUGAAUUGAACCAACAUUCUUAAGUAAACAUCUUGUCUUUG
Molecule: messenger RNA, 2759 nt
Organism: Scomber japonicus (chub mackerel)
Lineage: Eukaryota; Metazoa; Chordata; Actinopteri; Scombriformes; Scombridae
Gene: zcchc8
Product: zinc finger, CCHC domain containing 8
Exons: 16
Coding region: 1-2376 (791 amino acids)
Cellular component (GO): catalytic step 2 spliceosome
Molecular function (GO): RNA binding; zinc ion binding
Source: RefSeq, a predicted model, not a curated record